AUGUGUCAUGGAGAAGCCGAGCAGGCCCGAGGCGUCUGCCGUCGAGGAGUGAGUGACCUUUUGUUCACCGAGGCUGAGGCGCGCGCUGCGCCUGAUGGAUGGCGCUGCGCUUCCUUCUGGGGCAUCGAAGGCGUCCGAGGCGUCGCAAGCUUCGGGGACACGCCCGUCUGGGACAAUCGUUUGAACACCGUGGACAGCGCUGACCACCACAGCCGCCUGCAGUCGCUCGAGGCGCAGAUGCACUCGAUGCGGGCUUUGCUCCAGGAUGUCGUGUCUGCCGUGUGCCCAGAGAUUCGCGGGUCGCCGGCGCACAGCGGAACUUCGUCCCGCGCCCCGCGCUUCUGGCAUCCAGCGCAGGAGCAUGGCCAUGACCAUGGACCGCCGCGUCCGGAACGUGUUGUCAGAGAACCUACCCCGCCAACGCGGGCCGGCUCACCUCUCGCCGGCGACAUGCUGGGCAUGGGGAAGAUUUCGAACCCGCUGGGUCUCAUGAGCGAGAUGGCGUCGCGCAUGGAGCGCGCCGAGCAGAAGUCGGACAGGAAGGACGGCCUCGACGACCACUCCCCAGAUGGACCGCGCAAGCGUCGCAAGGUCGACGACGAGGACGCUGACCCCGUCACGCGAGGACUGAUUCACGCCGACGAAGCCGCGAGUCUCGUUGACAUAUUCUAUUCAGGCUCGUCGGACUUCGUGUCGUGCUACAUCCGUGACCGGGACGACUUCCUCGCCCUUCGUAACAAGAGCCCGUUCUCGUUGACUGCCGUCAUGCUGGUGGGAGCCCGUGUGCGUGAUGCCGGGCGCUUGCCAAGUACUGCGCAAGCGACGUGUCUGGAUCUUGUGCAGAAAAUGGCCAUGAAGACGCUCAUUCGGCCUGCAUCGCGCGCAGGCGUUGAGGACGUGAAAGCCCUCACAUUCAACGACAAUGGGUGGCUUAUGGCCGGUCAUGCGGUGCGCCUUGCGAUGGACCUGGGCCUUAACCGCGCAUUCAACGAGUUGCUCCAGACCGGUAUGGGUGCUGGCAAGAGCGGCGCCGAGCUCGAGCGAGAGCGCGCGCUCGUCGAGAAGGCUCGAGUGUGGUUCUGCUUGUAUCGCCUCGAGCAUCAAAUGUCCUAUGGCUUAGGACGGCCUGCCAUCGUCCGCGAAGAUGCGACGAUUCACCGUGCGCGCCUGCUGUUGGACCACCCUCUUGCGCUGGACUCGGACGCUCGCCUCAUCUACGCUGUCGAGCUCCUGUCCAUUCGCGCUCCCCUCCAUGUGGAGUUGACAGCGACUCCGGACUUGCCGCUCGAUACAGCAACGCUUGCCCGCCUCCGCUGGGCCAACGAGCAGUUUGACGCGUGGGAGGACCACUGGGAUCAGGUCCUGAUCUCGCGUGGCGAGAACGCAAGCUUCAUUCGAGAAUCUCUCACUAUGCAGCGACAGCUGGCCGAGUUGCUGCUCAACUCGCAGCUGUUGCGCGGUGUGCAGAGCGCUGCGGACGUUGAGGCAAUGGCAACGGAGAAGCGUGCCCUGGCCCUGCGUGCAAUGCGCAAUGCUCUCAGCUGCGUUGACAUCUGUCUUAGGGGAAGAUUCUACACUGCCGGCCUCGUGUACAGCCCGCACUUUACACAAGUGUCGAUCGCGUUUGCGGCGACGUUCCUGGUCCGCAUUGCGCGCUACUUCCCAGACGAACUGGAUCUUCCUCGUGUUGCCGAAGACGUCGAGGCGAUUGCAGCGAUCCUGGCGAGGACGCCAGCCGGCCGUUAUGCCCGCUCGCUCCGCCUCAUCAUGCGCAUGGCGCGCCGCGAGAAUAUCCUGCCGCCGAAACCAGACCCGUCGCCUGGUGGAUCCGAACCGAUCCCGCCCGCAUGGAUCGACGCGUUCGAUCAUAUGAACCCGGCCGUGCUCGACGGGCACGGGCGUAUCGGCAUCAACAAGGACGCUCCGCUCCCGUUGUUCUUGAAUGGUGACCUGGGCACGGCGAUGGGUCCAUCGGAUAGCCAGCCGUUCGUUGGUCUCGAGGACUUUUUCGUCCCCGCCGAGCUCGAUGAGCUGCUCGCGCAUAUGAACAACUGA
Trichosporon asahii var. asahii CBS 2479 is the source of this 2055-nucleotide messenger RNA. RefSeq lists its product as uncharacterized. The transcript has 9 exons. The coding region runs from base 1 to 2055 and encodes 684 amino acids. Gene Ontology annotation, molecular function: transcription cis-regulatory region binding; DNA-binding transcription factor activity, RNA polymerase II-specific; zinc ion binding. Gene Ontology annotation, biological process: regulation of DNA-templated transcription; DNA-templated transcription. The record is from RefSeq and is a predicted model, not a curated record. Lineage: Eukaryota; Fungi; Basidiomycota; Tremellomycetes; Trichosporonales; Trichosporonaceae. Gene Ontology annotation, cellular component: nucleus.